Molecule: messenger RNA, 908 nt
Organism: Leptidea sinapis
Lineage: Eukaryota; Metazoa; Arthropoda; Insecta; Lepidoptera; Pieridae
Exons: 3
Coding region: 75-908 (277 amino acids)
Source: RefSeq, a predicted model, not a curated record
UGGACGUCAAGUGCAUCGUUUGCAAUAAAACGUUGCAAAAAAUUAACCACGACCCACACAAAGUGUCUUUUAAAAUGGGAAAAAUAAUUAACCGUAGGUCUCGCACGCCUAAUUGGUCCUUGGAAGAAAAACAGUACCUGCUCGAUCUAAUCAAGGAUCAUAAAGAAGUUGUUGUCAAUAAAAAUAGUAAUGGGCCUAAUCAUUGCGAGGAGAAAGAUGCAGCGUGGAGCGAAAUAUUACGUGAAUUAGAAGCGAAAUUUGGCAACAAAUUUUCCACAUUUACAAUCAAGAAAGUUAAAACACAAUGGCAAAAUAUGAAAAGAAUAGCUCGCGAGGAAAUAACGCUAAAUGGCAGUGACGUAAAUAACUAUACACGGCAGUCUUUAGAAGUCUGCAAUAUUCUAGAAUUAGUUAAGGAUGGUGUAUUGAAAAAGGAGAGCGAAACAGAAAAUGAUAAUGAACGUAACAUAAGCACUAAUAUUGAAAUUAAGACGGAAUGUAUUGAUGAGUCUGAUAUGAGCCAACCUAGUUGCAGUGGAAUGAAUACAUUCAGCAUGGAUACAGACCAAAAUGUGAACGUAUUAGACUCGUCAUCAUCAUCUCUAUCAAUUAAUACUGAUGUAAUGGAAACAGUUAAACUUGACGAAGAUAUAACCGAACACAGCGUGAAGAAAGCAGCUCAUACUAUGACAGAAUCUCUAGUAAAUUUUGAUGAUCUGAAUAUGUUACCGAAGGAGUUUCGUGAAUACUUACGGUACUCGUCAUCGGAGAAGGAAUUGAAGAUAGAAUCAUUAAAAGAAGAGCGGUUGAUAGUAAAAGCUAUGAGAGAAACUGCAGAACUUAACAAAAUAAUUGCUGAACAAAAACUCAAACACCUACUGUGGAUGAAAAAGCAGGAAAUGGCGUAA